Budorcas taxicolor (takin) is the source of this 651-nucleotide messenger RNA. Its product is annotated as high mobility group protein B1-like. The coding region runs from base 19 to 651 and encodes 210 amino acids. The record is from RefSeq and is a predicted model, not a curated record. Gene Ontology annotation, biological process: regulation of transcription by RNA polymerase II. NCBI's taxonomy places the organism in Eukaryota, Metazoa, Chordata, Mammalia, Artiodactyla, Bovidae. Gene Ontology annotation, molecular function: DNA binding, bending. The transcript has a single exon.
GAGGAAGAAUAAUUAAACAUGGGCAAAGAAGAUCCUAAGAAGCCAAGAGGCAAAAUCUCAUCAUAUGCAUUAUUUGUGCAAACUUGCCAGGAGGAGCACAAAAAGAAGCACCCGGAUGCUUCAGUCAACUUCUCAGAGUUUUCUAAGAAGUGCUCAGAGAGGUGCAAGACCAUGUCUGCUAAAGAGAAAGGAAAAUUUGAAGACAUGGCAAAGGCAGACAAGGCCCGUUAUAAAAGAGAAAUGAAAACUUAUAUCCCUCCUAAAGGGGAAACAAAAAAGAAGUUCAAGGAUCCCAAUGCACCCAAGAGGCCUCCUUCGGCCUUUUUCUUGGUUUGUUCUGAGUAUUGUCCAAAAAUCAAAGGCAAACAUCCUGGCCUGUCCAUUGGUGAUAUGGCAAAGAAACUGGGAGAGAUGUGGAAUAACACUGCUGCGGAUGAUAAGCAGCCUUAUGAGAAGAAGGCUGCUAAGCUGAAGGAAAAGUAUGAAAAGGAUAUUGCUGCAUACCGAGCUAAAGAGAAGCCUGAUGCAGCAAAAAAGGGAGUUGUCAAGGCUGAAAAAAGCAAGAAAAAGAAGGAAGAUGAGGAAGAUGAAGAGGAUGAGGAGGAGGAAGAAGAUGAAGAGGAUGAGGAGGAAAAAGAAGAUGAUGAAUAA